CUCGGACAAGCAGCGUGGCUUUGCGUCCUCCGGCCGGGCACGUGUGGGAGACCGUCUCCUCUGGGAACCUUGCCUGCUGUGGCAAGUAGGCUCGCCUGCAGGUACCAGGGCCUUGUGGUCCGCCCAGCCUCUCCCGCGGGCGGCGCGAUGGCGGAAGCGGCGGCGGCGGCGGCGGGCGCCAGCGGAGAGGCCAUGGCGGCGCUGGUGGCCGCGGAGGGGUCCUUGGGCCCGGCGGGUUGGUCCGCUGGCCGGAGUUUCUCCAACUACCGGCCGUUCGAGCCCCAGACCCUGGGCUUCAGCCCGAGCUGGCGGCUGACGAGCUUCUCCGGCAUGAAGGGCUGAGGCUGCAAGGUCCCCCAGGAGACUCUGCUCAAACUCCUGGAGGGACUGACGCGGCCCGCGCCGCAGCCCCCGCUCGCCUCGGGUCUGGUCGGGGCCAGCCAGGAAGAGACGGUGCAGGAAGGGGGCCUGUCCACCAGGGCCGGCCCGGGCUCCGCCUUCCCCUCGCUGAGCAUCGGGAUGGACUCCUGCGUCAUCCCCCUGAGGCACGGCGGCCUGUCGCUGGUGCAGACCACCGACUUCUUCUACCCGUUGGUGGAAGACCCCUACAUGAUGGGGCGCAUAGCGUGUGCCAAUGUGCUCAGUGACCUCUACGCCAUGGGCAUUACGGAGUGUGACAAUAUGUUGAUGUUGCUCAGCGUGAGCCAGAGCAUGAGUGAGAAGGAACGAGAGAAGGUGACGCCUCUCAUGAUCAAAGGCUUUCGGGACGCCGCGGAGGAGGGAGGGACGGCAGUGACAGGUGGACAGACAGUGGUCAACCCCUGGAUCAUCAUCGGCGGGGUUGCCACUGUGGUGUGCCCACAGAAUGAGUUCAUAAUGCCUGAUAGCGCCGUGGUAGGAGAUGUGCUGGUGUUAACCAAGCCCUUAGGAACCCAGGUGGCCGCCAAUGCCCACCAAUGGCUGGAUAAUCCUGAAAAGUGGAAUAAAAUCAAGAUGGUGGUUUCCAGAGAGGAAGUAGAGUUGGCCUACCAGGAAGCUAUGUUCAAUAUGGCUACUCUGAACAGAACUGCUGCUGGCUUGAUGCACACCUUUAAUGCCCACGCAGCCACGGAUAUCACAGGCUUUGGCAUUUUAGGACACUCUCAGAACCUAGCAAAGCAACAGAAAAACGAAGUUUCCUUUGUCAUUCACAAUCUGCCAAUCAUUGCCAAGAUGGCAGCCAUCAGCAAAGCCAGUGGGCGCUUUGGCCUCCUCCAGGGAACGUCGGCUGAAACCUCCGGGGGAUUGCUGAUUUGCCUGCCAAGAGAGCAGGCAGCUCGCUUUUGUUCAGAAAUCAAAUCCUCCAAAUAUGGAGAGGGUCACCAGGCAUGGAUCGUUGGCAUUGUGGAGAAAGGGAACCGAACAGCCCGGAUCAUUGACAAGCCUCGCGUUAUCGAAGUUCUACCUCGGGGAGCCCCUGCUCCUGCUGCCCCCGUCCCUGAUAAUUCCAGCACAGCCUGUGAGCCUAGUUCAUGAAAUGGAAUAGCAGAAGUUGUCGCGAGCUCAGAGCCAUUCUACAUGCUCACGGGCUGUCGGCCAGGACUGAUUUUAAGACCCAUCCGAAGGCUGCCUGCAUAGCACCUCCAG
Messenger RNA from Acomys russatus (golden spiny mouse), 1626 nucleotides. RefSeq names its product selenophosphate synthetase 2 (gene Sephs2). The record is from RefSeq and is a predicted model, not a curated record. Gene Ontology annotation, molecular function: ATP binding; selenide, water dikinase activity. The transcript has a single exon. Lineage: Eukaryota; Metazoa; Chordata; Mammalia; Rodentia; Muridae. Gene Ontology annotation, biological process: L-selenocysteine biosynthetic process. Gene Ontology annotation, cellular component: cytoplasm.